Aspergillus versicolor CBS 583.65 is the source of this 415-nucleotide messenger RNA. RefSeq lists its product as uncharacterized. The record is from RefSeq and is a predicted model, not a curated record. The coding region runs from base 132 to 356 and encodes 74 amino acids. The transcript has a single exon. NCBI's taxonomy places the organism in Eukaryota, Fungi, Ascomycota, Eurotiomycetes, Eurotiales, Aspergillaceae.
GAGAUGCUAGGUAGCCAUAGACAUCUUCAUCUCUUCCCGAUGCAUACCAAUAGCAAUCUUCCUGAAUACGUCGCUUAAUACGUACAAGACGAUGCGUGGACGGUAAGAUCUACGGGGUCUAUACCGGAUAGAUGUGGGUCGUAAUUACGGGCACAACCUUUAUUUUUAUCUCUGGCGCCAAAAUAUAUUACACAGCAUUAUCGUUUCCAUACUCUGAGUAUAAAUGGUGUUCCCAGUUUGCUCUGCAUUUGUUGUUGUGCUCACUUGUCUUUGUAUUGAGCUGGGUAGGACCACUUGCAUAUUCACUGAAGAAUGUGACGGAGAAGCUGAUUUAUUCUUCAACCGCUAGAACUUAAGAAAUCUACACAUACGGAGUAGAAGGGAUUACGAUAUUUAUAUACACAUAACUUAGAAG